CUGGCGGAGGACGAGGGCGGAGGUGGGAAGUUGGGCUGGGUGAAGCUUGCUGAGGCAUGUCGUCGGCGCGGGCAGGGCAAGGGCCGCCGAAAGGGCUUGGCACCCCGGCUCGCACGCAGACGCGUCGCGGUGUCAUUCCCCCCAUUAUCGCCAGACUGGGACGCACUCAUUGUACUAUCAACCCUCGAACUGCGAGCGCGCCGCUGGAUACCUUUUAGACGUCCGUACGAUGCCCCCGGCACCAGAUGGCAGAAUCUACUCGGCGACGUACAGUAAUGUCCCCGUCUACGAGUUCAAUGUCGGCGGAAACCAUGUAAUGCGCCGCCGCGCCGACGACUGGAUCAACGCAACGCAUAUUCUCAAAGUCGCUGAUUUCGAUAAACCCGCACGCACCCGCAUUCUCGAGCGCGAAGUCCAGAAGGGCAUUCACGAGAAGGUUCAGGGCGGGUACGGAAAAUACCAGGGAACAUGGGUGCCGCUUCAUGAGGGCCGCAUGCUCGCCGAGCGCAACGGCGUGCUGGACAAGCUGGCUCCCAUACUCGACUUCAUACCCGGAGAUCGCAGCCCACCACCCGCUCCGAAGCACGCAACCGCUGCAUCCAGCCGACCCAAACCUGCGCGAGCUGCUGCCGCGCCUGCGAGGAGGACUACCAAUGCCUUCAUGGCCAACUCGCAGUCACAAGUCAGCGAAGACCACUACGACGACUCUCAGCGGCACUCGCAGCUCUACCGGGAUGGCACGCCCGACAACGAGACGGUCAUAUCAGAGUCGAUGUUGGGUGACCAGGACAUGAUGGACGCCUCGCAGUACUCGACAGGCAGCCGCAAACGCAAGCGGGGCUCCGACCACAUGUCUCUGCAGGAUCAGCAGCAUCAGAUCUGGGCGGAUGCCCUGCUCGACUACUUUGUUCUCCUAGACUCAAAAAGCAGUUUCGUCGCUCCGCCCGAGCCGCCGCCCAACGUCAACCUCGAUCGAGCUAUCGAUGAAAAGGGACAUUCCGCGAUGCAUUGGGCAGCUGCCAUGGGUGAUGUGGAAGUGGUGAAGGAGUUGAUCAGGAGGGGUGCGCGGACCGACUGCGUCUCCAACAACCUGGAGACGCCUCUGAUGCGCGCAGUCAUGUUCACGAACAACUACGAUAAGCAGACCAUGCCGAGCAUGGUUAAGAUUCUGCAAUCUACCGUGGUACGGACCGACUGGUUCGGCAGUACCGUCUUCCAUCACAUCGCAGCAACGACGAGCAGCUCUAACAAGUUGGUGUGUGCGAGGUACUAUCUGGACUGCAUCAUCAACAAGCUUUUAGAGACAUGGAAGUCGGAUGAGGUGGUCAGGCUGUUGGACAUGCAGGACAAGAACGGCGACACGGCGCUGCACAUUGCGGCCCGCAACGGAGCCAGGAAAUGCGUGCGGGCGUUGUUGGGUCGCAGCGUCAACACGAACAUUGUCAACAACAAGGGGGAGACGGCCGAUGAUCUGCUUCGCAUGAUGAACACGCACCGGCGGACGGGGGCGCUACAUCGCCAGGCAUCGUCGUCGCCAUUUGCGCCGCCUCCUGAGCGCAUCAAUGGACAUGGCUUGUUCGAGAACGGAGCCGGACCACUUGCACCGCUGCCCUUCUCCGCACUUAGGACGCAGGAACCCACUCAAUACCGGUCGCAGACAGCAUCGCUCCUGAUGAACAAAGUAGCGCCGAAAUUGCUGGAGAAGUGCGAAGAGCUAGCGAUGGCAUACGAAGCAGAGCUGCAAGAGAAGGAAGCGGAGUCGCUAGACGCGGAGCGUGUUGUCAAGAGGCGGGAAGCCGAACUUGCGGCGAUACGGAAACAGACGGCGGAGCUGCUGGAAGCGAGUAAUGGGAUGCACAUGGAUUUGAAUGACGACGAGGUGGAUAGGGCACAAGAGAAGGAGCUGAGAGCGCUCGUGGAGGAAGCGGAAUCUCUGUUGGAGAUUGAACAGAAGGUCGAACUACGGAGAUUAUGUACAGCGACGCCACAACACCACCCGUCGUCCUCGUCAUCGGUAGACCUGGCGGAGAAGAUGCGGUUAAGCCUACUGUUGCACAAGGCGCAGAUGGAACGCAGAGAGCUGGUGAGGGAGGUUGUGGCCAACCUGUCUGUGGCGGGCAUGAGCGAGAAGCAAGGCGUGUACAAGAGCCUCAUCUCCAAGGCAAUAGGGGAGAAAGAAGAAGACGUCGAAGCCAUGCUGCCCGAGAUUUUGAGGGAACUGGAAGAGGCGGAAACGCAGGAGCGCGCCGAAGGGUUGGAGGGCAGCCCGUGAUGAUAUUUUUGAUACCCGGCUUUCUCAGUCCUUUUCUAUUCUUGUUUUCGAAAGUCAACGUUUCUUGCUUGCGUAUGAGUUAUACGAGUCUUCCAAGGGUAUUAUGAGUAUCUAUCAUGGCUGCGCAUUCACGUGUAAACGUAUUUCUUACCUAGUUAUCUACAUGUACUGUACUUGUCAAGAGGGGGGAAUGGUGGCCGAGGAGUGGUCACAUGUCGGAUUUGUCUAUGUGCACCGUCACGAGUGUUAUUAGUGCAUGAGAGGGGUCAGAUGGUCGUGGAGCAGUGG
Westerdykella ornata is the source of this 2560-nucleotide messenger RNA. RefSeq names its product apses-domain-containing protein. The transcript has 3 exons. Gene Ontology annotation, cellular component: MBF transcription complex; SBF transcription complex. NCBI's taxonomy places the organism in Eukaryota, Fungi, Ascomycota, Dothideomycetes, Pleosporales, Sporormiaceae. Bases 230 to 2272 code for a protein of 680 amino acids. Gene Ontology annotation, molecular function: transcription regulator activity; DNA binding; protein binding. The record is from RefSeq and is a predicted model, not a curated record.